AUGAUGUUUUCGUUGCUCUGCGUUUUGUCUCUUUUUGUGACCUCCUUCAUCAACAUCACUCAUUCCAAGGCCGUUCUUGACGUUUCAUUCCUCAACAGGAGCAGUUUUCCCCAAGGUUUUGUUUUCGGGACAGCAUCCUCGGCAUACCAGUAUGAAGGUGCUGCAAGGGAAGGGAGAGUAAAUGCAGUUGUUGUCACUCACUUGGCAAAAAUUUCGGAACUUAGGAAGGACCUAAGUAGACAAUUGUUAAGGAAUGGAGGGAGGGAGAUUCUACCGAAAGGAAAGCUUAUUACAGGUGUAAACCAUGCAGGAAUAAACUAUUACAACAACCUCAUCAACGAGCUAAUGGCUAAUGGUCUACAACCAUAUGUGACCCUUUUUCAUUGGGACGUUCCCCAAGCCUUAGAGGAUGAGUAUGGUGGUUUCUUAAGCCCUGACAUUGUAGAUGAUUUUAGGGACUAUGCUGAACUUUGCUUCAAGGAAUUUGGUGACAGGGUAAAACAUUGGAUUACUUUGAAUGAACCAAGGAGUGUGAGCAAGAAUGGCUAUGCAAAUGGUAGGUUUGCGCCUGGUCGGUGUUCUGAUUGGUUAAAUCUGAACUGCACAGGCGGUGAUUCCGGAACUGAGCCCUAUUUGACUUCACACUACCAACUUCUUGCUCAUGCUGCCGCUGCCAAACUGUAUAAGACCAAGUAUCAGGCAUCUCAAAAGGGUUUAAUAGGGAUUACCUUGAAUUCUGACUGGUAUGUUCCGGUUUCAGAAGAGAAAUCAGAUCGAGAUGCUGCACGUCGAGGCCUUGACUUCAUGUUUGGAUGGUUUAUGGAACCACUCACAAAAGGUGAGUAUCCAAAGAGCAUGCGAUCUAUGUUGGGAAACCGGCUACCAGAGUUCACCAAAGAAGAGUCCAGGCAACUCAAAGGGUCAUUUAAUUUUCUAGGCCUAAACUACUACUCAUCCUUCUAUGCCGCCUAUGCACCUCAUCCACUUGGUGCCAGACCAGCCUUACAAACUGAUUCUCUUGUUAAUGUCACAAAUGAGCAUGAUGGCAAGCUCCUUGGUCCAAUGGCUGCUUCUAAUUGGUUGUGCAAUUAUCCAAGAGGAUUCCGGCAACUGUUGCUUUUCAUCAAGAAGCAAUACAACAACCCCGUAAUUUACAUUACUGAAAACGGUUAUGACGAGUUCAAUGAUCCAACACUUUCACUUGAAGAAAGUCUUAUAGAUACAUACAGAGUUGAUUACUUAUACCGUCAUCUUUAUUAUCUUCAAACUGCAAUCAAGGAUGGUGUGAACGUAAAGGGAUAUUUUGUGUGGUCAUUGCUGGAUAACUUGGAGUGGGACUCUGGCUAUACUGUGCGAUUUGGACUCGUCUUUGUGGAUUUCAAAGAUGGUUUGAAACGCUACCCGAAACUCUCCGCACAUUGGUUCAAGAAUUUCCUUAGUUAA
Molecule: messenger RNA, 1443 nt
Organism: Sphenostylis stenocarpa
Lineage: Eukaryota; Viridiplantae; Streptophyta; Magnoliopsida; Fabales; Fabaceae
Source: the annotation of a GenBank genome assembly